Drosophila rhopaloa is the source of this 3244-nucleotide messenger RNA. Its product is annotated as protein glass. Gene Ontology annotation, molecular function: RNA polymerase II cis-regulatory region sequence-specific DNA binding; DNA-binding transcription factor activity. The record is from RefSeq and is a predicted model, not a curated record. The transcript has 5 exons. Lineage: Eukaryota; Metazoa; Arthropoda; Insecta; Diptera; Drosophilidae. The coding region runs from base 367 to 2175 and encodes 602 amino acids. Gene Ontology annotation, biological process: regulation of transcription by RNA polymerase II.
CUGAAACUGACAAUUAGUCGCCGUCUUAUGCUCCUCGCCAAAAGUCGCUUCUUUCCCCGCACUCAACUCGAAAACUCAAAACUUGCACAACGGCUCCACAUCUCAAUAAAAAUAUCUAAUCCGAGAACAACGAUCGUGUGAAAUUACUGCCGCGUCAAAAAUCAUAAAUACUAAGUCUUCAAUAGAAGAGAUUUAAAAAAAAACGAAAAAAAAGUUCAAGUUUCCUGAUUUAUUGGUGUUCUUCAGAUCAUGCAAUUUGUGAAUCUAUUUAAAAGUUGGAAAUUAACGCAUCAAGAUGAAACGUAGAAAAAGCAGAAACAAAGCAACGAGCCCUGAACCCAAACGUUCCAGAACUGGAGUCAUGUCAUGGGAUUGUUAUAUAAGGGUUCCAAACUCCUGAACAUAAUUCUGGAUUCCCUGGAAGAUCAAGAGGGUGGAGCUAUGUACAUAUCGUGCGAUGUCUCAAACGGCGGUCCUGUGGAACCAGAGACGGGCUAUGUGCCCAACAAUCCCCUGUUCGGCUUGGCGCUGGACAGCCCGCAGCAAGAGUGCGCCGCUUCCUGCGUCGGCUGUUUAUCCUGCCAGGGCAGCACCGCCCUGCCCAUCUCCUCGCUCACCAGCAGCGACUUCGACUGCGGCGGCUGUUUCGAUCCCACGAUUGGAGUGGGCGUGGGCGUGGGCAUCGGUGGCGGCCACAUCCAGAUCAGCACCACACCGCCGGCGAGCAGCGGCAACGGGAGCAGCAAUCACGGCGCAGGAGGAGGCUCCUCCGGGAACCACGGCUACUGGAGCACCGACGAGAUGGCCUCCACAUUUCCCGGCCUGCCGCCGCUGGACAUUGAUCCGCUGCCCAGCCUGUUCCCCUUCUCGCCCUGCGGCGCCUCCUACAACUUCGCCGCCGGAAAUCCGCACCAGGCCUCGCUCUCCUACACGGUGCACCCCCACCAGAUGCUCAUCUCACCCAAUUCCCACAACCACGGCCAGAUGCACUCGCAGCACCAACAGCACCAGCAGCAAUCCCAAAACCAGGCAUCGCACAUUGGCAACUCGCUCCUCCAAAGCAGCGGUGGCAACAACAUCGGGAGUAAUGGUGGUCCCAGUGGAGCGGGAAACGCUGCUGCCUGCUACUAUGAAACCAGUGCUGGGACCGCUGCACCUCCUCCGUCGACGGCCAUGUAUCCCAGCAUGAGUGUGAAUGUCAGCAUGAACAUGACCAUGCACCAUGGCUAUGGGACGGGGGAUGCCAGUGGAGUGCCCAUGCAGUGCUCCCAGAUGAACUGGACGCCACCGAGCAACUCCUCCUCGGCGGCAGCAGCGGCAGCGGCGGUCAAUGUGCUAUAUCCGCCGCUCCUCAGUCCCGGUCACUAUCCCGCCUCGGCCACGUAUUCCUUUACGGCGGACUUUCGGGCUCCGGCGCCCACGGGAUUGGGUUCCUUGCCACCGCUGACGGUGGGUGAAAAGGAGUCGCCAUCGCCACCGGCCAACUCCGCCUUGGGUGGUUACUAUCCCACGGGCGUGAGCAAUCAGGGGUACACGCCGCCCCACAAGAGUCCCAGCAGUUACCAGGCUGCCGCCCUGGGCCUCAGCCUGUCCGCCUUCGAGGACGAGGAGGACAGCAACGAGGAUCUGGACGGGGACGAGGGCAGCAGUGGCGGCGAGAUGAAACCGAAUUUGUGUAGGUUGUGCGGCAAGACGUACGCCCGGCCCAGCACGCUCAAGACUCACCUGAGGACCCAUUCCGGCGAAAGACCGUACCGAUGCCCCGACUGCAACAAGAGCUUCUCGCAGGCCGCCAACCUGACGGCCCAUGUACGCACACACACCGGCCAGAAGCCGUUCCGCUGCCCCAUCUGCGACAGGCGCUUCUCGCAGAGCUCCAGCGUCACCACGCACAUGCGCACCCACUCCGGCGAGCGGCCGUACCGCUGCUCCUCCUGCAAGAAGUCCUUCUCGGACAGCAGCACCCUCACCAAGCACCUGCGAAUCCACAGCGGCGAGAAGCCCUACCAGUGCAAGCUCUGCCUGCUCAGAUUUUCGCAGUCGGGAAAUCUGAAUCGGCACAUGCGCGUCCACGGCAACAACAACAAUAACAAUGGGAGCGGCGGCAGCAAUGGUGGAACAGGAGUGGCAGGCGAAGGUGCCGGCGGGGGUGGCAGCAACAGCCUCCUCACAUGACAAAAGCCACGGAGUGCAGGCGGUUUCCAGCACUACCACCCCCCGCACACACACCAUAUGCAUCACCAGCACCACCAGCACCAUCAUCACCACCACGCCCACAUGGGAAACUACGACUACGGGAAUUACAGCAUCGGCGAUUACACUCCACCCGGAGCCACACAAAACUAUUCAGGGUAUUAUUUCUGCGCACUCAACAAGCCGCCCAAGUUCGAGCGAUUCUACUAGGACUAGGGCCUUGAAACUGAGGGAUUCAUUAGAAAGGUUACCAGUAGGUAAUAGAUACGGUCCUGGAAAAACCUAAUAAAGAAAGUAAAACUAAAUAGAAAUCUCUGGGGAUAACAAGAGAUUCCAGUACCAUCUUCAACUUGAAAGCUUCUAAAACAUAGCAUGAUAACUAUUUAGAGGAUUUUCUAUAACGAAUAUAAAUUGAUCUUUCUGCUGCAAUAGAAUUAAAUAAUUCAGUAAUUAAAAUCUUUAUUAGAGGAAAUUGGUAAUCCCAGGAAAUUUAUGUAUUAUGCUGCUUUAGAAAAAUGAUUAGGUUUCAUUUAUUUGAUAGUAUUUUAAAUUCGUAAUAUAGCAACAAAAACUGAUAAAUCUCGAAUAAGACAGAAGUUGUAACCCUUGUUAAACAUAAAAAUCUAAUACUAAAUUCCCCAGAUCCUAACCCAAAUGCAGUUAAAAAUGCUCAAAUAAACAUUUCUGUUGGAUCGCGGAGAAUCGAACAAAUGUAGGCCUAAGCGCUGCACUGUACAUAUAUAUACAUACUGUAUUUAUUAUAUUCGCAUAGCAUAAUACGUAUUGAGUCCAAGUUAGAUCAUCCAUGCUAAAAUAAGGUAGUUGAAAACACGCAUAAAUCUAUUCCAAAUUAGCCAACGAAAUAGGAUUUAAGUCGGAUAUGAAUACGAAUCAUAAGACCAACCAACACAGCAGCACCCAAAACGAGAAUAUUAAAAUUGGAAUUGUCAAGGAAUAAUUCACCUAAACCUAAAUACGAAUAUUAACAUAGUAAGUUAUACCUAGAUAUAGAUGUAAGUCAGGUGCUUUGAUUUAAGCCAAUUUUUGAGUA